ACUCAGCUCCUUGAUUAUCGCGAAUGCAGUUGCAGUCGACUUUUUUCUUUGUUUACAGCGAUCGACAAAAAAGAAAACAUGUAUGUACAUACAUAUAUAUUUAUGUAUUCAAUGUAUGUAUGUUAGUUUCCAAACGGAAAUAUUCCCGAGACCUUCCAUUGAAAGUUCACCAGUUACACAGGUAAUUAAACUUGCACACACAUAUGCCUGCAUCAUUUCUUCCGGUUUAAAUUUGCGUGUAAGGUUGCAUUUAUGAAUAUUGAGCCGCUUUUAUUGACUUUCCAUACUAAAAGAUAUUUUUACAUUAGAUGUACAAAAUUACAAAAGCUAUGUUAUUUUCCACUGACAAGCAAACACAACGCAGAAACAAGCACACAUACAAAAAUAAGCCGAACAAACUUUUCCAGAAAGGUCCACUCUAAUGGAAUUCUCUCCUCUCUGUCUCUCUCUCUCACCAAACGCCAUUUGCCGGCUUUUUGAAUUGCGUUGUUGAUAUUUGGUAAACAAUAAAACAGACUCUCGAUCAGGUGGUUUUGCUAUACUGCAUAUUAAUGAAAAUUUUCAAACAUAGUCAUAAAUAUUCCUUAUCUUCAUUGCAUUGCAUUUCGUCUGAAUCAUUGAUCAUCCAAAAAUAAAAAUUUCGUGUCUCAAACUUCGAACCAAUAGGUGAUGAAAUAGCUGUUUAUUUUAUAAAAUUAAACAUUGCAAAUACAUUGCGAGUUGAAAGUGCCUUAGAAUCGAUUUUGUGUGUUGGUGUAAUUAAAUAGAUUUCUAAAUUAAAGAUUCGUUAACCUCGCAUUACAAAAGUAAAACAAAAUCGAGAGAUAAACAUUAUCGCCGCGGCUUCAAACAAAGCAAUAUCAACAAAUAAAAUUUACAAUCAGAGCUUUUUGGAGGAAAACAAGCCAGAGGUCUAAAAAACGAGUAAACAAUUUUGGGGGUAACGAAACUAGUUUGCCACGCUGCGUUUCGCCGGUAAACAUAUGACGCAUUAAUGGUUCAGUAAAGUCUAGAAAUCGAUAGAAGUUGAGUUCUAUACAUACAUAUGUACACACAUACAUAUAUGCAUAUUUAUAUGUAAGAUUUGAAGAAAUGGAUUGCUUUCCAAACCCAUUAAUGAAAGUCGCACGCUUGCCACGAUCUGUGUCUAAAUAUGGGCAUGUAUGCAGCCUCCUAGAUCGUGAUCUUCGCCUGGCACACGACAGACGACGGACCUCGAUGGUGGCGACUCCGCAGGCGUGGAACUCUGUACUCCACCGAGACAGAUCCAUUCCAAUUACGACUUCCCAAAUUCCACAGCCCAUCUUCUGGGAAGAGAAUCAUAUUGCACACUUUCACCGCGAAAAAAAACGAAUUUGUGGCGAACAACAAAAUCGGGGAUUAUGCAUAACUGAAUGGAGAAUGGAAGUUAGCAUCGGAUGGGAUGGGAUCGUAGUACUGGCCACAUUGGAGAUAUGGAUGGUGCUAAUUGCCGCGGCACUUGGUGGCGGAUGAACCGUUAAAUCGAAACUGGAGCACUGGCCCAAUAACGAUGAUGCACGCGGCCCACGGAUUAGCACCUUUCAACGAGCCACUACGGCAUGGAUGUUCUAGAUACCCAAAAACCCGCCAUUAGCACCAUUGCCGGGCGGAGUUUUUCUGGCUUAGCAUUGGGACAUCUUCGGUUAGUUGUCGACUUAACUCCGAGCCAACUGGCCGUGCGGUGUGUGCUGAACAGGAUUCGAAACAAUAGAAUCAAUAGUGCCAAACGGAUAAUGUCUGCCUACGAGAAAAUGCCGGCGAAGGAGCACCGACGCCUCUCACCCAUUUGGUUUUUGGUGAUCACGUUUCUUCUCUUUGCCACCACCUUAACGGCGAUGGCCGUGAUCGAAGCUGGACGGGCACAGAACAACGCGGGCGGAGAAAGCGAUCUCCUAAUCCUCACGCGCAUGUGGAAUCACUUCAAGGCCGGUGUCGAUAAUGAUACGGAAAUUGCCACGGUGGAGCGAAUUGCUAGGGAUGCCGGAAAUGCAAGCAAUCCGAGUGCAUCCGCAUCGCAGCAGGGCAGAAACUUCUACGAGGAGCAGCAGGCGGUGGUGGUGAAUGCAGAGAGCAUGGAUUCUCCCGUGUUGGGACAACGCCAGGAUGCCUACGGUCCGCCGCAGAGUCGCGAGGAUUCGUACGAGCAGGAUCCGUACUACGAUGUGGCCGAUGACUACGGACCUGGACGAUAUCCCAGUGUAGAGUCCAAAGAGGAGUCUGAAGAGGCGGAACGCUUCUAUGAUAAGGAAGACACCGGUGAGGGCAGGUCACAGCAGGCACGUCCGUACGAUUCCUUCUACGCUCCGUGGUCAUACAAACAGCAGCCAACUCCAGUGGCUACUCAUCCCGCAGCCGAGGGCAACAAUAGAAAGCUCCAGGCGCCUUCAGCUCCUAGCAGAUCGCCCUAUCCCGCCUACGAUGAGAUGUACGACUAUCCCAUGGGCUUCCAGCCACGCCCACAUCCGGAAACAGCGAUGGCCAAGCAAUCCCAGCCCACCUCCGACCAUGCAGUAGUCCAAAUCCAAAGUGAAUCCACACUGGUCACCGUGCUGAAGAGCCUCAAGCAGAUUUGGGAUCUGUAUCAGGCACUGAUGAGUGCCUGGAACGCGGUCAGCGAACGCCAUCAGCAGAGUACUGAGAAGUUCCGCCAGGAGCAGGCGGCGAAGAAAGCCGAGAAGGAGCAACUGCGUCAGCAGCAGCAACAGAAGACCAGGAUAAACUCCAAGAAACCGCCGCGAAUGGAGGGAAACAAAAAGAACCAGAACAAGAGGCCGACUACAACAACAACUAAGGCAACAACCAACAAGACGACGACGACUGCUGCUCCAGAAGUCUCUGAUGAGGAGGAGGAAGCGGAGGAGAAGGAACAGUCGCAGAAGACAGUGGAGAAAGUUGAGACAGUCACAACAUCGGCACCAGCCACCAAAGUCUCGGCACUCAAGGGGGAAAAGGGAAAUCUGAGAUCGGUGCGUGGACUGCGCCAAAGACGCGAUGCCGAGGCGGAGGAGAAGGCCGACACGGAUGUGGGCGAGGGUCGCUACAUCAAGGGUGAUCCUCUCAAGGGAUACUACGAUUUCGUCAUCACGGAGGGCUCCUACAAGUUCUGGGCCGUCUUUCAGGUGGGCACAGCUCUGCUGAUCAUCUACUCGACGUUCGCCGCCAUUUACUACUCCAAGGUGAAUCCGCUGACCAGUGACUACGACUACACGGAUUACCUGGGUGGAGUUCGUUCGUUGUCCGGCGGAGAUGCGGAUUUCGUGGACGACGGCGAUGCAGCGACACCGCCCGUCUCGACCACCUCUCGCAUCAUGGAGUGGCUGCCACGGACGGCGCAUUCCAUCCAGUUUAUACUGGAUGCCAUCGACAAGGUGCCAGUGGAUCAUGAUAAGGACAAGGAGCUCGGCUGGUCCACGGCGCAAAAGGACACGCCGGCGCUGGGAAUGAGAUAGGGAACUGACUACCAUAUGCGAUAUUUGUUAAGGAAAAUAUAAUAAUGUUGAAGAUAAA
Molecule: messenger RNA, 3528 nt
Organism: Drosophila simulans
Lineage: Eukaryota; Metazoa; Arthropoda; Insecta; Diptera; Drosophilidae
Exons: 4
Coding region: 1581-3470 (629 amino acids)
Source: RefSeq, a predicted model, not a curated record